This is a messenger RNA of Parus major (Great Tit), 7210 nucleotides long. RefSeq names its product aspartate beta-hydroxylase (gene ASPH). Gene Ontology annotation, biological process: peptidyl-aspartic acid hydroxylation. Gene Ontology annotation, molecular function: peptidyl-aspartic acid 3-dioxygenase activity; protein binding. Gene Ontology annotation, cellular component: membrane; endoplasmic reticulum. Lineage: Eukaryota; Metazoa; Chordata; Aves; Passeriformes; Paridae. The record is from RefSeq and is a predicted model, not a curated record. Bases 261 to 737 code for a protein of 158 amino acids. The transcript has 4 exons.
AUUGUCGUCAGAACUAGAUUGCCAUAUGAGUUCUGAAAAGCGUUUGGCUCCUGAGGAUAACUGCUCUAAAAAUAGAUUUGGAGGAGAGGUUUCUCUUGGGUCCAGUUUCAGGUUCCAGCUGAGCUGGCUUUAGGAAGCUUGUUUGCUCCUGUUGCAAACAGGAGGAUAACCGUGAGGAUAUUUCUUAUUCUGCCUUCAGCAUUAAUUUUUUGGAAAUACUGACACACUCGCUCUGUUGGUGGAAAUCGAGUACUAAUGUUAUGGCUGACGACACAGAGACUAAGCAUGGAGGAGGCAAGAAUGGAAAGAAAGAAGGCCUCUCUGGAAGCUCAUUUUUCACCUGGUUUAUGGUAAUUGCUUUGCUGGGAGUUUGGACAUCAGUAGCAGUUGUCUGGUUUGAACUUGUAGAUUAUGAAGAAGUUCUAGGCAAGCUUGGGAUAUAUGAUGCUGAUGGAGAUGGAGAUUUUGAUGUGGAAGAUGCUAAAGUAUUGCUAGGCCUGACCAAAGAUGGCAGUAAUGAAAAUAUUGAUUCCCUUGAGGAAGUCCUUAAUAUUUUAGCAGAGGAAAGCUCUGAUUGGUUUUAUGGCUUUCUCUCAUUUCUCUAUGAUGUAUUGACUCCUUUUGAAAUACUAGAAGAAGAAGAGAGCGAAGCUGCAGAUGAUGUUGAUGGUACGUCACAGAAUGAAGGGGUUCAGGGAAAAAAGACUUGUGUUAUUUUGGAUUUACAGAACCAGUGACUGAGAGACUAAUUUGAUUGGCUUUCGAAAAUGUCCAUGAAAUUAUCAGUCUUAAUAUAUCACGAAUUUAUGGCAUUGAAGGGAACCUCCCAAAUGGACACUAAAGAUUGAACUAAAGUUAGACAUGCAAUGCUGUUUCAGUAGUUGAAAACCUUUCAAUAAUUUUUCCAUUUUUGUGACAGGAUGACAAGUAUUACACAGGUGUGUAAAUAUGUAGAAUAAAACAUGUUUCUGUGGUUGUGUAGUUGGUUUCUGUAUGUGCUUCAAUUUGUGCAUCCUGUGCACAAAACUUACAAAGCUUAAGUGUAAUAAUCUCUACUGUUAACACUAUAACAUUUGUCCUUCUAGCAAACAUUAACUGAAGCAUUUUGUAACAGCCUUGAUUAUAAAGUAUUCUAGCAUGACUGCAUUUUGUAAACACAUAUUUUUAUGUUAAUCCUUAAUAUAGUCAUGACAAUGAUAAUUCUCUUGUGAAAUAUAAUUUUAAUAAAUAACUUAUUUUGUGAUUCACUGAUUUCUCAGAUAGGUUCUUUUUGCUUCUACAAAGAAAAGCGCUUAAUUUAUAAGUGCUUGAAAAUUCUACAGAAACGUUUAUUUCUAAGUUAGCUGACAUCUUGUAUUCAGAAGCUACUCUGUCAUAUGGUUUAUUCCCACUGAUUUGUCUGUUUUCAAACUAUAUCUUCAGUCAUAUCUUUAAUAUGACAAUCACAUCACAAGGGCUGUUCUAAAUUUCUUUUAGUUUUUAAGGUGGGCCUUCUAUGGAAGUGGGAAACUGUGAUUCUGUACUUCUAAUGUAAUACUAAAGAUAUUAAAGAUUAAUUGGAAAUUAGAAUUUAAUGUCUUCUAUUCCUUGAGAAAUUGAAGUAUUUAAUGUAGUUUUGCAAAUUUGAAUCAUUUUCUUGUGAAACUGUUUUAUGACAGUUGUUCCAAAAAUACUUUCCAUGUAUGUGAAUUCUGUCUGCUAUCAUGAAAUUACUGGUAUAGAAAGGGCAGUUUAUAAUUGUGUCCUGCUGUUUGUAUCAGGUAUCAAAAGCUGAAACUGAGCUGUCCUUUUAAAACAUGAAUACUGUACUCAAACAAAUUACUAUUAAAAUUGUAUCAAAUUGUUUUUUGUAAUGCCUGCUUUGCUUAAGCUUGUAUUGGUUUCCUAUAUGAAGUUGAUAUCUAAGUUUAAACACUAGUUGUUGCAGGCUGAAAUUUUAACUUCUUUUUAAAAUAAAUAAAAUUUCACCUACUUUGACAUGCCAUUUUUAAAGCAAUUUAACAUGCCUGUUUGAAAAAACUUACAAUAGAUCAUCCAAUUCAGGGUACAAUAUAAUCUUUUGAAAGUAAUAAAAAUGAGCUAGUGUUAAGCAAAUGACAGGUGACGGUCUAAUAUCGCUGCUCAAGGUUUAUGAAUGAAAUAGAGCCAUAAGCGCAUUAGUCACAUUUUUUUCCAAAUAUUUGGGGAUUAGGAUAUAAGAAAGCUAACAACAUAUAAAUGUACUGGAUUUUAAAACAAGUGUAAGGCAAAGAAAAUAAAUAAACCACUAAACAUUAUCAAAAUAAGUGCUAGUAGAUCUGGAAUAUUACUAAGCAGUUUGUUAGCAAGUGCAAGAAACUUGCAGUGUCUGAGAUGUAGGAAAUAAGUAAGCUUGGGUUGUUUUGUUUGAGAAUUAUUUUUAACUUAAUUUUAGAGGUAGACUUGAAUUAGAAAUAAGAGUUUCAUCACUGUUUUGGGAUAUUAAUUAAUGUGGGCUGCAGAUAUGAAAUGCAGGCCAGCAGAGUUCUGAUUUGAUAUCAUGCAACUUCCUUGCUGGUUUAUUAAGUGUAUAUGCAUCUGUGCAAAAACAGUUAUAGUGGAAAUGAAGAAUUUGUCAGGGGAGAAGGUGUGAAGGAUGGGUACAAAGACCUAGUGUAAGUAAAUAACUUAUACAGUCAUUGAUUUUUUUUUUUUAAAGAGUUUUUAAAGUAUGGGUUGAAAGCCAUGGCUUUUUGCCUUCUAUUAUUUUAGAAUAAUUAAUUUAGAAAGGAAGGCUGCUGCUUUUUCCUGCAGUUUCUGGUCUGAGAAUUUAAAAUAGGAGAAAUUAGUAACAAACCAUUUUUUUUUAAUGUGGAAAGUAUAUUGUUUAAGUCAUAGGAACUUGCUGGGUUUUAUACCUAGGAAGGAAUGAACUUUACUGAUUUUAUAUUAAAUUGGAUAUGCGGUUUUCAUUAGAUACCCUCAUAUUCCUUACCCUUAAUUUAUAUUAAAUUUUUGGAGUGCCAUAAAAAAUGUCUGUAACUAAAAUUGUAGUCUUCCAGUUUGUCCAGCAUUUUUAGAAAUCUGUGGAAUGUUUUACUUUGUCAUUUGUUGGUAAAUGUUUGAUAUUUUAAUUGCCAGUCUUCAAACAAAAUACUGCAUUAACCUUUGUAGCAAAGCUUUUGCUUGCUUCCUUGUGAUACUAAUGAAAAUAAAUUGAUACAAGGGAAAAAACCCUUAAUACCCAUACCUAAUGCCAUAGCCAUCUGAAAAGGCUGAAAACUUUUGGAAGCUUUGAACCCUGGAUUUCUGUGACCACCUUCAGCAGUAUUUAAGUUGAAAGUAAAAGAGUGUUAUAUGGCAGAAAGAAAUCACAAUGUUCAUGAUGUAUAGAAUAAUUUUGAAUUGAAGAGAAUGAAGAGUAUGUUGUUUGCAUAUCUGUUAAAAUACACAUUGCAAAAAUUUUUUGCUAGUAUUUCCCCCCUGCCCUCUUUAAAACUUUUUCAUUAUUAGUUAGUCUCAAUGGACUGGCUGUGGAAAAAAUCAAAUUUUCAUAACAGUUAUGGGUAUAUUGCAUUUAGGUGGCCACAUGGAAGAAUAUAUUGAAGUAUUAGAAAGAUUUUAAUUUAAUUUCAUGGUCAGAUGGGAGAGGUAAAACCCAUCUGUAUUGUGAUUUGAAUGCUGGGGAAAGGUGUUGUGUGCAGAUCAGUCAUUUUGGAGAGAUGUUUUAGUAUAUGCCAUUAAGUUUGCAUCAGAUAAACAGCUAUCAUAAUGAUGUCACAGUAGCAUGAAAUACAUUGUCUUUCUCAUGGUCAGGAUGUAUGUUGCAAGAUGAGGCUAAUAAAGGCAAGAAUUGUUUGUUGGUUUCUUGUAUCUGCUUGUACAGGACACAGCAUAGGUCUGUGAGUUCAGGAAACAAAAAUGCUUUCUACCACAUGUAUCUGAUCUGGAUUUUUCUCUGACAUUAGGCAGUUAAAUAAGCAAGAGAUAUUGAAGCAACGUAUGGAGAAUAUACUGAAGUUUGGUGUUUUGUUGUUUGGGGGGUUUUUAUGCUAGUUGUAUGAAUUAAAACUCUUGCACUUGGAGAGUUAAAGUCUUUGCUAAGACGCGUCUCUGAGCUCAGUUUAAGGUAAGUGGGUGUUAGCUUUGUCAAUAAACUAAUUUUGUUUAGCAGAUGACCUUGUAUAUCUAAUAUAGCAUAUUAUAAAUGCACAAUCAUUGUAAUAAUUAUAUGCAGAGAGAUACACAAACAAUCAUAAUUUUUUCCAGAUUUGCAGUUCUUCUGGAAAAGGAAAAUAAAAAGGAGAGGAAAAAAAUUAAUAAUGAAAUUGCAGAGGGGUAGCAAGUGCUGUCAGCUGCUUAGAGCUAACCUGGCCCACAUGGUUUCUAUGGAAAAUGCAAAAUAGCCUCUCACUUUUUCAUGUCUAAAUGGAUAAACUGCCUUAAUUAGCUCACAUUUAUUUCGCGGUGCUGCAGUUUAAAAGUGUUUAUACAGGUAGAGGUUGUGGAGAAAUUGACUCAAAGGAAUUUUUUUCACUUGGCAAAGUCUUUUGUCUAGCAACAUUAAAGUUUUCAGGAUUAUUAAGUGAAUAAAAUAGUAUUUGCACAUGCCAGGUUGCUCCAUGUAGUGUUAAAUAUAAAAAUGUUAUUUCUCUACAUCUGGAAAACUGCUCAAAAAUUGAGAGCUUUUUACCAAUUAUAUUUGUUUUGCAGUGCUUAUCUUUCUAAAUAAAAAUGGUAUUUAGAUAUUUUUCUUCUGAUGCUUGAGUUAUAAAUCUGUGCUCUCACUUGGGGGUUGUUUCUGGAGAAUGUUCUUUAAGGUUUUUUUGGGGAAAUGUAGAGGAAAUGACUGGACUUUGUUAGGAAUAAAAAUGCUUUGUAAUAUUCCUGAGCUUCAAAGGAUCAGUUAAGAUAGCAAGUUGACCACCUUUAAGCACUACAGAAGAAUAAUCACUUUGAGAGGAGUAUUUAAAUUAUUUUAAUUGAAUUUAAUUUAUAGAAUGACUAUUUAAAGCAGUUAUUUAAAAAAUAUUGUAAACCUAUCAACCUAUGUUAAUUUGGAACUCAACUUUUUAAUCACUUAACUCCAGUAGUAGCCAUUUAUGACAUUCCAUUAUACCCACGUUUGAUGUUAUAAAUUGUAUAUUUUCUUCUUGCAUUGCCAGCAUUGGACAUUUAUAAUGUGGGAUUGAAUGGAGAAAAGAAGGAACUUUAAAACUAGCUCAAAACAACUGUGACACCACUUGAAUUGGACUUUAGAAUAAUAGUCCACAAGUUCAACUAAAUGAUUUAUAGAAUUCUGGACAUUUGUUUGUGUGCUAUAAGAGCCUAAGUCUUUGCCAUGAAUUCCCUUAGGUGCCAGAUUUUGCCACAUGCCCUGGACAUUGCUAUCUUAAAAAGCCAUGUGAUUUGCACCAAUCUUGCUUCAGCCUAAUUGGGGAUGACAAAGUAAAAGUAAAAUUUCCCUGUGUAGGGAUUUCCCCUUGUAGGGAUCAUGCCCAGGUCAAAAAUCAAUAUGAAGCAGGAUUUCAGUCUUGUGCUUAUUGCAUAAUACUAAUGUUUUAAAAUAUAUGAUUUUACAUAUUUGUGAACAGGUAUAUUAGUAAUACGUUAAAGUUUACAUGAUUUAUGUAAUUAUGUUAUGAAUUGUUAAUUUGCUGAGAACUUUAGUGCUGUUCAUUGCAUAAGGGCAGAUGGAAACAAAAUUACUGCUUGUCUGAAUAUUUAACAAGUGAAAUAACAGUAAUCAGUGAACAAUGUGUCUUGUAAUCUUUCAACAUAGUGCAUAUUUGUUUAUCUAAAAAUAAUUUGAAAUAUCUGUAUGAUAAUUUUUGUGUACACUGAUAAUUGUAAAAUUUUACAGUUUUCCUUGUCAAUACAUGCGUUUAAGAGUAUCUCAAAAUAUCAGUAAUGUUUAAUUUUAAUAUGAAAGGAGGGCAGGAGCUGAAAUGUAAAUAUAGCUUUAUGCAACCUUUCUCAGUACUUUUUAUUGUUUAUGUUUUCAUUGAUUAUGUAAAUUAAAGUGGUAGUCUAUUUUUUCCUUUUAUAUGAAAAAAAUGUUAACUUUUCCUUCCAUGCAUUGCUUAGAAAUAGUAAAACUGAAUAAUGAUUUUAGUCAAGUUAGAGCUCUGGACUUCAUCAGUGGUGGUAAACUAUGAGGGAAGAGCUUGAAAAGACUCAUAUCCCAGGUAUGAGUUGGUAAGGAAAUUAAUCUAAAGACUGUAUUUUUACUUGACUAACCCUUUUUAAAACAAUUUUGGCCAAUGUCAACACUUGAUAUGUUGAAAAUGUGUAAUAUAGAAGCUGGAUGCAAGGUGACUACAAUGACUUUGAUGGCUACAUUCUUUAAAUUUAAGAUUUCAUUUUUUUAGUAUAGGCUAUCAGAGUAUUGUUUGUUUUCUUCAGAUUAACAGUUGAUAUAUGACACAGUUUAGGUAGAUAUUGUUUUCUGGAAACCUAAGCUCAUAGUGCAGAUGUUCAAUGUAGGUGUUCUGUAUGUCCGAAUGAGAAGCCUGGUGUUGAGACAUAGGAAUAUCUCUUCUCAUUUAGUAAGAUUAUGUAUGAGUUUAAAAAUACAUAGUUACUGUAUAUUUUCAGCUUUUCUUUACUUUCUAGCAACCAAUAUUAUUUUUGUGGUUAAAAUUGCUGUGUUUGUGGGAUUUAAGUCUUAAUCCACAGCAUCAUGAUAGUGAUAAUCCAGCCUCUUUUAAUGGUAUUAAAAAGAUGAAGCUAAAUAUUUUUUGUAUUUUUAGAAAGGCUUUUGCCUUUAUGCCUCUUGUGGUACUAGCUAAAUAAAGUAAUAUCAAGAGGCUGACUGGUCUCAGUUUGUUAGCUACAAUGGGAAAAGAAGACAGGACCUGAUUUUGGAGAGUAAGGUUUACUUUCUUAAAUAAAAAUCCAAACAGUCUUAGGUAGUCUGAAGUAAUGCAGUAAGUGCUUUAACUCUAAGAAAAUGGUAACUGCUUUUGGAUCUGAACAAUACCUUUGCCAAAACAUUUAUUUUCCUUUGGAUAAAGAAACAUAUAUUGUAAUUUACUGCAAGAAAACAGUCAAUUUAUAUACUCCGCAAUAUCUGUUUAUUUGAAGGCUUUUUGAGUUAAUAUAUUUAUAAAAUAGUAAUAAAAUUUUAUAGAAACAUAAAUUAGUGUGCUUGAGAGGGAACUGACAAAUACUUUGCAGAGAAGUCAGAGGGGGUGUUGGUUAUAUUUAUGUGGCAGCAUAAUCUCCAAGAUGCUUCACAGGUAGAAUGCAU